This is a messenger RNA of Egretta garzetta (little egret), 1384 nucleotides long. It is a transcript of the gene RIC3, whose product is annotated as RIC3 acetylcholine receptor chaperone. The coding region runs from base 19 to 1029 and encodes 336 amino acids. The transcript is spliced from 5 exons. Gene Ontology annotation, biological process: synaptic transmission, cholinergic; protein localization to cell surface. Gene Ontology annotation, cellular component: neuronal cell body; neuron projection; intracellular membrane-bounded organelle. The record is from RefSeq and is a predicted model, not a curated record. NCBI's taxonomy places the organism in Eukaryota, Metazoa, Chordata, Aves, Pelecaniformes, Ardeidae.
GGUCGUUUUCCACCGAGGAUGCAUUACCAGGCUACUCCCGACAGCCGAGCUGCCCCUCAUUUUCCAAGGUCUCACCUUGCUGAAGCAGUUGCCAAAGCCAAGGCAGGUGGAGGUGGUGGUGGAAGCACUGGUGGAACUGGGAGAGGUCUUGUCGGGCAGAUUAUCCCUAUAUAUGGAUUUGGCAUCUUCUUAUAUAUCCUGUACAUUUUAUUUAAGCUGGCUUCCAAGGGAAAAACUAUUGCUGGAGAGCGGAAAUGCCCUACUGCUGCACCUGGAAACAUGAAGAGGAAAAUCACUGACUAUGAGCUCACUCAACUUCAGGAAAAGCUGAGAGAAACAGAAGAAGUUAUGGAAAAAUUAAUCAACAGAGUAGGACCUAACUGUGACAGCAGGACUCAAAAUGUUACAACAGACCAGGAAAAAAGGUUACUUCAGCAACUCCGAGAAAUUACUAGAGUUAUGAAAGAAGGAAAAUUCAUAGAUGGCAUCUCUCCUGAGAAGGAAGCCGAAGAAGCUCCUUACAUGGAGGACUGGGAAGGUUAUCCAGAAGAGACCUAUCCUGUCUAUGAUAAUUCCGAUUGCUUCAAGCGCAAACAGGACACAAUCCUUGUAGAUUACCCUGACCUGAGCCAGCCCUCCGCAGAAGAGCUGGCAGAAAGAAUGGAGGGCAUGGAAGAUGAGGAGCAUCUGUGCAAUGAAACCUUGCUAUCUGAUCUCCCCAUGGGAAGGGGCGGUCACGGUUUAACACAGAAAAAGGACAAGGUAACUGGCAUCGAUGAAGAGGAGAGGGACCUUUAUCACAGCCAAAGCACUGAGGAGUGCUGCUGUUGUUACGAGGAUGACGAUCCUGCUGUCAUAGCGGAAAAUGCUGGAUUCUACUCUGAGAGCUGCAGCGAAGCAGAAGAGUCAACCCAAGAGGACCUGUCUGUGGAGUCAGAAAAUGAAAAUGCAGCACUGAAAAAGCAAAAAGCCAGUGAUUCAGAUGAAACAGGCACACUGAGAAAGCGCAACACCAAAGGACUUGAGUAAUACAGACAACCGUGGAUGUUAUCUAGAUGGUGAAGGUAGAGGUCAUAAACUGUCAUUCGUGUGUUUUUUGUUCCCAGUGAAGACUUCUCUGUGUACAUAUCCUUGUACCAAUUUCAUUCCUGUGGUGACAAUCACUCACAUCAUCUGCCUGAACUGGAAGCCAAUGUCCUCUUUCAUGCAGUCUUGUCAUGCUUGCCAUGAUGUUUCUCCUUGCUUUUUGGAGACUGGUGUCUUGGAGCAGAUUAUUUGGUUCAGAUAUUUGUGAUUCUUUCUGAUUCUGAAGGAAUAGUCCUUGGUUUUGCCCUUUGUCAUCCCAGAGUUAACCAAAUGCCUCUUCUGACUUUCUCAAAAACAU